ACUUGAAAUUUGAGCUCCGGCCAUCCAACCCCCUCUCCCUUCUCCUUCCUUCAUCUCCCCCCAUGGCCAGUUCUUGCAGAUCUUGCUUGGUUUGGGUCCUCUGCUUCUUCCUCUGCCAUUGUUUGGUGUUCGUGGAGCCUUCCCGCAGAGUCUUCCUGUAUCCACAGUCUCAGGAGAUAUCCUCCAUAGUUAGCAAGCAAUACAGGACUGCAUACCACUUCCAACCACCCAAGAACUGGAUCAAUGACCCAAAUGGACCGAUGUACUACAAUGGCGUCUACCACCUCUUCUACCAGUACAACCCCAAUAGCUCGGUGUGGGGCAACAUCCAUUGGGCUCACUCGGUGUCGACCGACCUCAUCAACUGGGCGCCGCUCGACCUCGCCAUCCAUCCCACCAAGCCCUUCGACAUCAAUGGCUGCUGGACCGGCUCAGCCACCAUCCUCCCCGGCCACCAGCCGGUCAUCCUCUACACUGGGAUGAACCGAGACAACCAGCAGGUCCAGAACAUUGCUGUCCCGGGGAACCUGUCCGAUCCUUUUCUCAGGGAGUGGACGAAGCCUGACUACAAUCCUCUGAUGACGCCCUCCGACGGCAUCCACCCCGACAUGUUCCGGGACCCGACCACCGGGUGGCGCGGAGCCGACGGGCGUUGGCGAGUCGCCCUGGGAGCUGAGAUCUCAGGGAAUGGAACCGCCUUGUUGUACAAGAGCGAGGACUUCGUGCGGUGGGAGAGGGCCGACUCGCCUCUGCAUUCGUCGAGCGCUUCGGGGAUGUGGGAGUGCCCUGACUUCUUCCCGGUGCCGAUCGAGGGACGAGAAGGCUUAGACACGUCGGUGAACUCCAAGGACGUCAGGCAUGUGUUGAAGAUGAGCUUGAUGGAGCCGCAGUCCGACUAUUACAUGCUGGGAACGUAUGAUGAGACGAGGGACAUCUUUGUGCCGGACAAUGCUGCGGACGACUACCGGAUGUGGUUGAGGUACGACUAUGGUAAGUUCUACGCAUCGAAGACGUUCUUCGAUGCGAAGAAGAAGCGGAGGAUCUUGUGGGGAUGGUUGAAUGAAUCUGACACUGAAUCUGAUGACAUCGCAAAGGGAUGGGCUGGUAUUCAGAUCAUUCCGAGGAAAAUUUGGCUGGAUAGCAGAGGAAGGCAGCUUGUUCAGUGGCCGAUCGAAGAGGUUGAAUCUCUCAGAAGAAACGAGGUUCAUCUGCAUGGCUUGGAGCUCACAACAGGUCUGCAUGAGAUCAAAGGAGUAAAAGGUUCACAGGCAGAUGUCGAGGUAGAUUUCGAGCUGCCAAGCUUAGACAGAGCAGAUCCCUUUGAUCCCACUCGGGCGAUGGACGCUCCUAAGCUUUGCAGUCAAGAAGAUGCUUCCGUUAGAGGUGGAAUCGGACCCUUUGGGUUGCUGGUUUUGGCUUCGGAAAACCUGGAGGAACACACGGCUAUCUUCUUCAGAGUUUAUAGAGAUCAGAACACAGCCAAAGUCCUCAUGUGCUCUGAUCAGAGAAGGUCCUCUCUAAGGCCAGAGCUCGACAAACCAGUGUAUGGAGUGUUCUUGGACGUGGACCUCGAGAAGGAACGAAAGAUUUCUCUGAGAACCUUGAUCGAUCAUUCGGUAAUCGAGAACUUUGGCGGCAAGGGGAGAGCAUGCAUCACGGCUAGAGUUUAUCCUGAAUUGUUCUUGAACACCAGCUCUCAUCUUUACCUGUUCAACAAUGGCUCCAGCUCUGUGAUGAUCUCAAGGUUUCAGUCAUGGGGCAUGGCCAAGGCUCACUUGAACAUAAAACUCAAAGACCUAGUUAUCGAAAACUAGGGUUUUCGGGUGCAUAUUUUUCAGUGAAACUAUGAUAUCUCAAUUCAUCAGUCAACCAAGGAAGAAACAAUCUUUGGUAUUCUGAUACAAGAAAAGAUGAUUCAUGAUAAACCUCAAACAUUUUGCUCCUCUCAAAAUUCUCCAUUUGCUUGCAAUGACUGAUGAUUAGCUGAGCUGACGAGACUUGUACCAUUGAAAAGCCACAAGAUGAAUGAUCACUAGAAUCUUAGCAUUACAUCUAGAAGUUGGCACAACAGCUAUGCAAACUGUUACAUGAAUUGGAUUGGAUUCUUGUCAUACCGCCGAAGAUACUUUCCUCUGGAACACAAUGUUCUUUGUGAGGUCAGUGAAUUAGGUGGUGACAUGAAGCUGACCGGAUUCCUAUGUGUGAUCCACAUCUCAGGGGUGGCAGAUCUCCCUUUCUUCUCUGUUCAAACUCCACGCCAAAGGUGCCAUAUGAAGAUCAUGUCUCAUCUUGCCUAAAAGUCAAGGAUUUUCCACCCAGAACAAGAAAUCAUGGAUUUGCAUAGGAAAUCAAUUAUCCCAUAAUUUUAGAUCAGGAACAGUUCAUUGUACUGUCUACAGAAUUCUGUAUGGAAGUAUCAGGUCCCAAAGCAGGGAUCUCUUUCUUGA
Messenger RNA from Musa acuminata AAA Group (dessert banana), 2447 nucleotides. Its product is annotated as beta-fructofuranosidase, insoluble isoenzyme 4. Gene Ontology annotation, molecular function: hydrolase activity, hydrolyzing O-glycosyl compounds. NCBI's taxonomy places the organism in Eukaryota, Viridiplantae, Streptophyta, Magnoliopsida, Zingiberales, Musaceae. Gene Ontology annotation, biological process: carbohydrate metabolic process. The record is from RefSeq and is a predicted model, not a curated record. The coding region runs from base 63 to 1814 and encodes 583 amino acids. The transcript is spliced from 7 exons.